CAGAGGCUGACAAUUACCAGCUCAAGCAAUUGUAGAGAGAGAGAGAGAGUAUAACUCACAGUUUUAAGAAAGAGAAAGCAUGGGAGCAGAGAGUUGGAGUAUGGCAGCGAAACAGUGUGACUCAUGCAAGUUAGCGCCGGCGACCCUAUUUUGCAAGGCGGACACGGCGUUCCUCUGCGUCGGCUGCGACUCCAAGAUCCAUGCUGCCAACAAGCUGGCUUCGAGGCACGCGCGCGUGUGGAUGUGCGACGUCUGCGAACAAGCUCCGGCGAGCUUCACCUGCAAGGCCGACGCCGCCUCUCUCUGCGUCACCUGCGACCGCGACAUCCACUCUGCCAACCCCCUCGCCCGCCGGCACGAGCGCUUCCCUGUCACUCCUUUUUACGAGCCCGCAGAAACCGUCGCCGCCAAGUCAUCCGCCGUCCACGGCGGCGCCGACGACCGCUACUUUGAUGAUGAAGGUGGAGAGGCUGAGGAGGCCGAAGCGGCGUCGUGGCUGCUUCCGAAUCCGAACCAUAAGAUCGUCGACGACAGUAGUGAUCUCAAGUCUUCGGAAUAUCUGUUCUCUGAUAUUGAUCCGUAUCUGGAUCUCGACAUCAUGGCCGGAGAUCAGAAACCUCAUCAGCACCAUCAGCAGCAGCAAUACAUCACUCCAGCCGAUGGAGUUGUUCCGGUGCAGAUCAAGAACAUUCAACAACCGCCACAACCUCCUUCAUUGGUGGAAGGUCUACCUUGCUACGACGUAGACUACUCUGGAUCUAAGCCUUUUCUGUACAAUUUCAACUCUCAUCAGUCUCUCAGCCAUAGUGUAUCGUCGUCGUCUCUGGAGGUAGGAGUAGUUCCAGACCACAACGCCAUGGCGGACGUAUCAACAACUUUCGGACACCAAAACGCAGCAGACACAGUCCCGAUCAAUCCGGUGUCGGGGAUCGACAGAGAAGCGAGGGUGUUGAGGUACAGAGAGAAGCGAAAGAACAGAAAGUUCGAGAAGACGAUACGGUACGCGUCGAGGAAGGCCUACGCAGAGACCAGACCUCGAAUCAAAGGAAGGUUCGCGAAGCGCGCCGAGAUCCAGCUCGAUAGCAUCUACAACAACUCUUCCUCCCCUGCCGCCUUCAUCGCCGCCGAUGCUGGAUACGGCGUCGUUCCUUCUUUCUAAGUAACUUCAAAUCUCUUUCUUCUUUAGCGUUUUGUAAUUCUGUUUUCAUAUCAACGAUCUGUAUAUAUAAAUGACGAUGACGAUGAUGAUGAUGAUGAUGAUCGAUGGAGUAGUUGUUAUUGCUGCCCGUCGAUUUUGUAGAAGAAAUUGUUGUUUAUUUUGUAAACUGUUUUUCAAAUUUCCAUCGUCGUUUCUUGAAAUUGUUGAAGUUGUUGUAAUGCGAUGGAUUUGGAUAGUGUUGAGCUCAGCUCAAGUGUACUGUUUUGUUUUAUGUAAUUUUUAAUUGGAGAAUCUUUUGAUGGUA
Camellia sinensis is the source of this 1463-nucleotide messenger RNA. It is a transcript of the gene COL4, whose product is annotated as zinc finger CONSTANS-like protein. Gene Ontology annotation, cellular component: nucleus. Lineage: Eukaryota; Viridiplantae; Streptophyta; Magnoliopsida; Ericales; Theaceae. Gene Ontology annotation, molecular function: DNA-binding transcription factor activity; protein binding; zinc ion binding. The record is from RefSeq and is a predicted model, not a curated record. Gene Ontology annotation, biological process: regulation of photoperiodism, flowering; regulation of flower development.